Molecule: messenger RNA, 1035 nt
Organism: Quercus lobata
Lineage: Eukaryota; Viridiplantae; Streptophyta; Magnoliopsida; Fagales; Fagaceae
Exons: 4
Coding region: 1-1035 (344 amino acids)
Molecular function (GO): protein binding
Source: RefSeq, a predicted model, not a curated record
AUGGAGACCAAGCCUGCCUUGAGUGCCGCUGUUCUUGAAGCUCUUAACGAAAACAAUUAUUUGGAUUGGAGUGUUCAGUUGAAGACGUAUUUGAUGGCUCAAGAUCUUUGGGAGAUUGUCGAAUCAAGGAGCGACCCUCCUGCACCGGAAAUUGAAGCUGCUUUUAAGGCUUGGAGCAAGACUAAUGCCAUGGCCUUACAUGUGAUCCAGAUGUCAUGCCAGCCAAACAGAUUUUCUGAUAUUAGGGAGAUUAGCUCAGCCAGAAUUGCUUGGGAUACCUUGGCAGAAAAGUACAAACCUAAAAGUCCUGACCCAAGUAGCAGUAUUGCUCCAGUUCCUCUGAGAAAAGACGAGCUUCUUGACUCAAGUAAGUCAGGAGAAAAUGACAAGAAGGGAAACAUUAAUGAUGAUGUCGAGAUUUACACGGAGUUAAACAAAGCUUUGCAAAGUGGUGAUUGGAAUGCUGCAAAGGAGUUCCUUAAUACUCAUCCGCAUGCAAUAAGUGCAAAAAUCACAGAUACGAACAAGACGGCUCUUCAUGUUGCUGCUGAAGCUGGACAUGAGCACAUAGUGGAGGAGUUAGUGAACAUAAUGUCUGAAGAAAAUUUGGAAAUAAAAGAUUUUGAAGGUUUCACAGCUCUAGCUCAAGCAUCUUUUCGUGGAAGCUACCGAAUGGUAGAAUGUAUGCUUGGAAAGAACAAGAACUUGACCAGCAUGGGAAACGACGAGGGAAAUAUUCCUCUUAUUCUGGCCCUUUACAAUGGGCAAUUAGAUUUGGCUCGUUAUCUCUAUUUGCUCACUCCACUAGAAAUUCUAGUGCCAGAAAAUGGCACCAUGGGGGCUGCAAUUGUUUCCGAGGCUAUAUAUAACAAAGCUUUGGAUAUUGCUUUGGAUUUAGUCAAGCUUUGUCCACGUUUGGCUAUUGCUCAAGACAGAAUUGGUUACUGUCCUUUAUACGCACUGGCUUGUAUGCCUGAUUAUUUCCUAGGUGGAAAUCAGCUCGUAUUUUGGAAACGAUGGAUCUACUCUGGUUAG